AUGAUAAAUAAAAACAUUACUCAUACAUCAUUACCAACAGUCGUUAAUAUCUCAAAGGAUGAUUCACAUAUAGAUGAAAUUGAUCGUUUUCCUAAUGAAUGUGGUUCAUCAAAUAUUUUAUCCGAUUUACCAAAUUCAUGUAAUCUUGAAGAAAGAGAUGAAAAUACAUUACCAUUUCCAGGUUUUGUUGAAAAAGCUUUUUAUUGGCUUCGACAAACAACACCACCACGUUAUCAAUGUUUAAAACUUAUAACAUGGCCAUGGUUUGAACGUAUAAGUAUAUUUGUUAUUUUGCUUAAUUGUAUUACACUUGGUACAUAUGAACCAUGUGUACAUCAUAAUGGUAUAGAGUCAUUGAACAACUGUGAUACAGCAUUGUGUAUUUGGCUACAAGCAACAGAUUAUUUUGUUUUAGCAUGUUUUACAAUUGAAAUGUGUAUUAAAAUGAUAGCGAUGGGAAUAUUUGGUAAAGGAGCUUAUCUUGCUGAUUUAUGGAAUCGACUUGAUUGUUUUAUUGUUCUUACCGGAUUAGUGGAAUUGUUGAUACCAGGUGAUAAAUUAAGUCUAUCAUCUAUUCGUAUAGUUCGAGUACUUCGUCCAUUAUGCGCCAUUAAUCAUAUACCAUCGAUGCGUAUUCUUGUUAUGCUUCUAUUUGAUGCAUUGUUUAUGCUUGGCAAUGUACUUCUUCUCUAUUUUAUUAUUCUCUUUAUCUUUGGUGUUAUUGGUGUACAAUUAUGGAAAGGAUUAUUACGUAAUCGUUGUUUUUUACAAUUGAAUACCACAAUUAUAGAUAAUUAUGCAUUAUUCGAUGAUUUCCGAUUCCAAUCUUUUUAUAUUCCUUCUGAUCAAGAUUCAUUUAUUUGUUCUGAUCCAUCAUCAAGGGGAAUGACAAAAUGUUCAGAAAUUCCACAAUUACGUCGAGAUAAUAUAACAUGUGAACUUGGUUUUCAUUCAUUGAAUACAUUAUUAACAAAUAAAACAAUAAAUGGAUGUAUUAAUUGGAAUCAAUAUUAUCAAUUAUGUGCUAUUUCUAAUCAAAAUCCAUUUUCUGGAUCAAUUAGUUUCGAUAAUAUUGUUUUAGCAUGGCUUGCUAUUUUUCAAAUAAUUACUUUUGAAGGUUGGGUUAAUAUAAUGUAUUAUGUACAGGAUGCACAUUCAUUUUGGGAUUGGAUUUAUUUUGUAUGUCUUAUUGUUAUUGGUUCAUUUUUUAUGAUGAAUCUUUGUCUUGUUGUUAUUUUUGCACAAUAUCGUGUAACAAAAAAACGUGAAACAGAACGAAUGUUAGCUGAACGAAAACGUUUUUCAUGUCCAACAACUACAAAAACAAGUGAUCAACAAGGUUCUUGUUGGGAAGAAAUAAUUAAAUAUUUUCAACAAUUAUCGAAACGUGCAUUUAAACGAUUCAAAUUAUUCAAGACAAAUUAUCAACAAAAACAUGAUAAAGUUAAUCGAAGACAUGAUCGAAAAGUAACAACCACAGAAAAGCUAUUAACACCAAAUGCAUUACCUUCAUCUAAUGCCCAUAUAGUUCCGUCAACAACACUAAUUAGUCAAAAACAUCUACCAAAUUGUCAAUAUCAUAAAUCCCAAUCAUUAUUAGUAUCAACGCCAUUAUUAAAAUGGAUUGACCAUGGCACUGGUACUUGUGAGAUUUGUCCAGAUGUAAUUGCUCCAACAUCAGCAAAUAAUAAUUCACUUAUUGAAAAAGAUCGACAAAAAAAUGAGAAUCUUGAUUUUGAACAACAAAUAGAAAGAAAUGAUAUAUGUAAUUGUUAUUAUCAAGAUGAAAUUGUUAAUACAUCCAACAAUAAUCAAGAAGAAGAAGAAGAGAAAUCAAAAUUUCGUCAAAGAUGUGAAAUAUGUUGUUGUUGUUGUUGUUGUUCAUGUUUUACAAUAAUACAAAAAUCAAUUUCACGUAUUGUUGCCAGUAAAUAUUUUGAUUACAUUAUUUUCUCAGUUAUUAUUAUAAAUACACUUUCAAUGGCUAUUGAAUAUCAUGGACAGCCACAAUUAUUAACAAAUAUAUUGGAAUAUAGCAAUUAUUUUUUUAUAAUACUAUUUACAAUUGAAAUGUUAUUUAAAAUAAUUGCUAAAGGUUGUUUAAAUUAUAUUAAAAUUCCAUUUAAUAUAUUUGAUGGUGGAAUAGUUUUAAUUAGUCUCACUGAAUUAUAUAAAACAAAAAAUAGUGGCUUAUCUGUUUUACGUACAUUUAGAUUAUUACGUAUAUUUAAACUUGUCCGAUUUAUGCCAAGAUUAAGACAAAAAUUGGUGAGUUAG
Messenger RNA from Rotaria sp. Silwood1, 2277 nucleotides. Lineage: Eukaryota; Metazoa; Rotifera; Eurotatoria; Philodinida; Philodinidae. The record is from the annotation of a GenBank genome assembly.